AUGAGCACCUCGGUGGCUGUGAGCGCGAGCGGCGGCGGCGGCGGAGGUGGUGGUGGUGGUGGAGGAGGCAGCGCCGGCGCCGGAGGAGGAGGAGGUGGAGGGCCGUGCGGGGCGUGCAAGUUCCUGCGGCGCAAGUGCGUGCAGGGGUGCAUCUUCGCGCCGUACUUCGACUCGGAGCAGGGGGCGGCGCACUUCGCGGCGGUGCACAAGGUGUUCGGCGCCAGCAACGUGUCGAAGCUGCUGCAGCAGAUCCCGGCGCACCGCCGCCUCGACGCCGUCGUCACCAUCUGCUACGAGGCCCAGGCCCGCCUCCGCGACCCCGUCUACGGCUGCGUCGCCCACAUCUUCCACCUCCAGCACCAGGUGGCUGGCCUCCAGACCGAGCUGAACUACCUGCAAGCCCACCUGUCGGCGAUGGAGCUGCCGUCGCCGCCGCCCUAUGCCGCCGGGCCGGCGCCGGCGCCACCGCCGCCACCGCAGCCGCUGAUGCCGAUGACGGCCGCCGCCAGCUUCAACUUCUCCGACCUGCCGUCGUCGUCGUCCAACGUGCCGGCCACCGCCGACCUUUCCGUCCUCUUCGACCCGCUGCCGAUGGCGCAGCCCCUGUGGCCCGGGGUAUUCCAGCAUCAGCACCACCACCACCAGCACCCCUACGACCGGAUGGGCGAUGGCUCGUCCAGCAGCAGAGGCGGCGACGACGACGGCAGCGACGGCGGCGGCGACUUGCAAGCGCUGGCGAGGGAGCUCCUGGACCGCCAUGGCCGGUCGGCGUCGAGCUCCAAGCUGGAGCCUCCACCUCACACACAUUAG
Molecule: messenger RNA, 810 nt
Organism: Oryza brachyantha (malo sina)
Lineage: Eukaryota; Viridiplantae; Streptophyta; Magnoliopsida; Poales; Poaceae
Product: LOB domain-containing protein 18-like
Exons: 2
Coding region: 1-810 (269 amino acids)
Biological process (GO): hormone-mediated signaling pathway; positive regulation of DNA-templated transcription
Cellular component (GO): nucleus
Source: RefSeq, a predicted model, not a curated record